UCUCUCUCUCCCUCUCUCUCUCUCACUCCUCCCUUCCACACACAGGAAAAAAAGGAAAAACCCUGCGCGAGGCGGCCACCGGAGCGCGAGGUGUAUUCGUGCCCGUGUCCGUGUCUCCAGUCAACAUGGCCACAGUUGUAACCUGCACCCGCUUCACUGACGAAUAUCAGCUGUACGAGGAACUCGGAAAGGGCGCCUUCUCUGUCGUGCGUCGAUGCGUCAAGAAGUCCACCGGCCAGGAGUAUGCUGCGAAGAUUAUUAACACAAAAAAGCUCUCAGCCCGAGAUCACCAGAAAUUGGAGCGCGAGGCGAGAAUCUGCCGUCUGCUGAAACAUCCAAAUAUAGUAAGACUCCAUGACAGCAUCUCAGAGGAAGGCUUCCAUUACCUCGUCUUUGACCUUGUCACUGGAGGAGAGCUGUUUGAGGACAUUGUUGCGAGGGAGUAUUACAGCGAGGCAGAUGCCAGCCACUGCAUCAAUCAGAUCCUGGAGAGCGUCAGUCACAUCCACCAGCAUGACAUUGUGCACAGGGACCUCAAGCCGGAGAACCUGCUGCUGGCCAGUAAGAUGAAGGGAGCAGCGGUGAAGCUUGCAGACUUCGGUCUUGCCAUCGAGGUGCAGGGGGACCAACAGGCUUGGUUUGGUUUUGCAGGAACUCCAGGAUAUCUGUCUCCAGAGGUGUUGAGGAAGGACCCAUACGGCAAACCAGUCGACAUAUGGGCAUGUGGUGUGAUCCUGUACAUCCUGCUGGUGGGCUACCCUCCCUUCUGGGACGAGGACCAACACAAACUCUACCAACAAAUCAAGGCUGGUGCUUAUGACUUUCCUUCUCCAGAGUGGGACACAGUGACCCCUGAGGCCAAGAAUCUGAUCAAUCAGAUGUUAACGAUUAACCCUGCCAAACGGAUCACUGCCGACCAGGCCAUCAAGCACCCCUGGGUCUGCCAACGCUCCACUGUGGCCUCCAUGAUGCACCGUCAAGAGACUGUGGAAUGUCUCCGCAAGUUCAACGCCAGGAGGAAACUUAAAGGAGCUAUCCUCACGACAAUGCUGGUGUCCAGGAACUUUUCAGUGGGACGGCAGCAUACCAGCCCUGCCGCUACCACCAGCACGGCCGCAAUGGCACAGGAAGCGUGCAAGACUUUACUAAACAAAAAGUCGGACGGUGUGAAGUCGCAGGGAAACAGCAGUAAAAACAGUGUAGUAAGCAGCAGCAGCACCAAAGACAGCAGCAUGUCAUCUUCAGCACCAAUGGAAGCCCAGACAACUGUCGUACACAACCCAGCUGACGGCACCAAGGGCUCCACAGAGAGCUGUAAUAACACAGAAGAGGAGGACAUGAAAGGUAGGAAAGUGGCUGCUGUCUGUGUUUCCACUAGUACAGACAGUGCAGUGUUAAGCCAGUGCAGCACUGUUGAGGAGCAGACCCCGACCCUGUCUCCUCGCUGCCCACCACCCACCUCUCGUAAACAGGAGAUAAUAAAGAUGACAGAGCAGCUGAUUGAAGCCAUCAACAACGGGGAUUUUGAGGCUUACACGAGAAUCUGUGACCCUGGACUCACGUCCUUUGAGCCUGAAGCUCUCGGAAACCUGGUGGAGGGAAUGGACUUUCACAAGUUCUACUUUGAGAAUCUUCUGAGUAAAAACAGCAAGCCGGUGCACACCACCAUCCUCAACCCCCACGUGCAUCUGAUCGGAGAGGACGCCGCCUGCAUCGCCUACAUCCGCCUGACGCAGUACAUGGACAGCCAGGGCCGGCCGCGCUCCUGCCAGUCGGAGGAAACACGCGUGUGGCAUCGCCGCGAUGCCAAAUGGCUCAAUGUGCACUUUCACUGCUCAGGAGCACCGGCGGCACCGCUGCAGUGAACCGACAACCCAGGCCCAGCUUUGCCUGAACUCUAAAGCUGUUUGGAGCAUUUAUUCUCCGUGGCCGGAUCGGUACCUGGAUCCUGGCCGGGAAGAGGCUGCUUGGAAAGUUGUAAAAAAAAAAAAAACACACAAAAGAGGGGAAAAUAUAUUACCAGAAAAAUAAACCAAACCAAAAAAAAGCAAAAACAAGUAUAUAUAUCAAAAGCUUGACUGAACGACCGACCAACACCAAUCCAGUCCAAACCCUAGUUAGAUGAGGCUGGGGCCCGGCUGACGUCGGCCCCUUCUUGCAGGUGGUGCAUGUUUCUGGUGGCAACACGGGUGGUUCUGUCCUGCCCCUUUUCUCCCAUGGCCUUUAUUUCCCCCUCUUUGUUCUGUCUGCUGUCUGGAAAAGCAUUAAAAUGUUUUUAAAAAAGUUCUUUAUACAGACAUACACGUCACGUACAGAGCGAAUAGGACUGAGGGGUGGUCAAGAAUAAAAAGUGGAUUUGUUUGUGUCUGGAGGGAGCAGCCGAGUGUCGACUUUAAUAGAAGUGUUGUUUUGUUUUGCAGUUAAUGGGCGUGUGUGUGGUGGGGUUUAUGGAAACGAGGGAAUCUUAAUAUUAAAAUGUAACACCCAUUUCAAGUGUCGGGUUUGACACAAGGUUAUAAAAGGGGCUGAGGCGAUGUUACUGAAGGGACCUUUGUUCUUAUUUGGACGUUUUGUAUUGUGUCAUUAAACUGUUUGAUUUUUAUCGUCUGACUUAUGAAUUUUAAAGUAUUUUGUGUUGGAAAAAAAAAAGGAUCAUUUUUAAUCAAAAACAGGGAUUUUAUUUAAUAGAGUUGUGUAUAAAUAGAUAUUUAUAUCAGAGAGAGAGGGAAACGUGAUUUAUGUACAUGGUGCAGGGAGGAGUGGAGUGAUGGAGGGGUUUUUUCUGCUUUGAGGUCCUGGGGUGUAAAUACACACACACACGCACACACACAGGCACACACACACACACACGCACACACACAGGCACACACACACACACACACACACACACACACAGGCACACACAGGCACACACUAAUUAACCCUGUGCUUCAGGCUUUUGGGUUGAGCCUCGUCCAGGCCAGCUCAUCCUGAAGUUGCAGUCUACACUUGGUGGCGCCAAAUCCUAAAGCGCCUCACGGCACGGACACUCACACAGCAACGCCACCGUCUUAGUUGUACGUGUUUAAAUGUGUUGUUUGGUGUGAAGCAUGACUUAUGUCUGAACUAACGGCCUGAACUGUUUCUGCACAGACACUUAGAGACUCGAUGCUGUUGUGUUUCCUCGUCUGAGGGAGCGAACCUUUCUGCAACUCCAGGUUCCGCUCGCCAGAAAACGUCCCCCCCCUCCACCCGUCUGCUUCCAUCAUUCCCGCCUCUUACACUCGGCACGUGUCACCCCUGUGACCUUCACCCUCCGGCCCUGUUGUCUUCUUAGUCCCAUCGCUCCCCUCUGUGUGACGGCGAUGAUGAUGUCACCCUUAUGCCUGUCUCUUGUUUCGAUUGUGUUCUUAAGGUUUGUAUAUCGUCCGUCCUGACUUGCUGUUCUUCUGUGUGAAGUCCCGGCAUUUUUAAAAGCAUGAUAAAGGCGUAAAGGGAAAGAGGGCUACGUCGGCUCGAGGGUCGUGGGACCUUCGCUCAUGGCAAUCAGUGGAUUUGGUCCCUUUUGUCAGUUUCUGUUGUAAAAGUUGUAGUUGUUACUGUUUUGAUGUUGAUAUUUUUAUCACUUGUUUUAGCUACAACUAUAAAAAAUUGGGGGUUGAAGUGAAGAUCAACCCCCUUUUUCUUUUUUUUUUUACUCUACCUGUUGAUGCUGAAACCUUGGGGCAAAAACACUUGGUACACUUGUGUGGUUAAUCCUAUUGAAACACGUCAUUACAAAAGCACAUGAGAGCAAAGAUUCUCGCUCUGAGGACAGAACACGUCUCUGUGUCAGUGGUCAGACUGUUUUUCUUUAACCUUGUCGUAGAAACUUUGUGAGCGUGUGACUUUGUGCCAGCGCAGGGACGAGGCCUGCCGUGUGUCCCGUCUCCAUAGUAACUCACGCACCGAGGUGUCCGAUGGUCAGAAACCACAACGAUGCUUCACGUCACCACAUGUCACGUCUCUGUGUGUGCACUGACGUAGUCCAGCAGAUUUUAACGCUGUCGUAAAUCGUGUGUGUGCAUCGUCCUGCUGUAUCUUCUCUCUGAGUGUUGUGACAUAUCUGACACGCCAUUAAAACUGUGGCCCCCCCCCCCAACACUUUUUGCACCAUGACAACAAAGCGUUUUAAAAUCAGUACUGAGAUGAUGUGAUGUGUGUUUUUAUGGCUCUGGUUCUGUUUGUGCUGUGGGCUCUGGGCCUAUUGUCUGUUGAUGCCACCGAUCUGGUGAGAUGCUUUUCUUUUCCGUGUGUGUGUGUGUUGUCACGCAGUCAUGGGAAUGUUUAGAUUACAGCUCAACUUAACCUGUUGUCUAGAACUGGCUGUGUCAUCGGUUUGCCAAAGUAUUUGGAUGGUUUUAUCAAGUUGUUUGAACAGUAUGAAGACGUUCUCCAGAACCAGGGUCCCUUAAUGGACCUGAACCAUCAUUGAUAUUAACAACUACAUUUUUCCUGAGAAGACAAUUUGAAUCUGAAGAAUUGGCAACUGGUCAAUUAAUAUUUUCAUGUAUAAGAUUUUUACAAUUUAAGAUUAAAAAAUGACCCAUGUAAUAUGAGUGAUUGUCAGGUUUUUGUAUAAUCUUUAAUCUCUAAUAAUCUGAAUUUACAGUUUUUUGUUUUGGACAUUAUUUCUUGUUAAAUCUGAAUUUUUGAACUCUGAAAAAAGUUUUUAAAAUUGAAAUUACAUAAAUUCUGAACAUUAAUUUCGUACAGUAAUUGUCUCAUAAAUUGCCUGAAGUAGGACAGAAUAAACUCCUUGUUUCAGCUGCUGAGAUUUAUAUUAUGAGAAGACAAAGAUUAUUGGCCGCAGCUAAAGCAGCUCGUCCUCUGUUCUUCAUAUACAUUUUACUUUCAAACAUGCAAAUGUUUAAACAAACCGAGUUCAGAUACUUUGGCAAAUAUGAAAUAAAUGUCAGAUGAAAACAGUACGUGUGUCUGAAGUGAGGGAACAAAAAGAUUCUUGAAAAUGCUCAAAACAAAUGUUGAAAGGGGAAAAUUUAAACCACCACAAUCUUCAGCAGCCGCACUAUAUAUGCAUUUUUACAAAUGGAAGAAGUAUGCAUGUCUACUUUCUGGUCAUUUUUUUCACUGUUUACUUGAUAAAGAAAUUAAAAUCUAUGUUACUUGCAUCCUCCAGGUUAUGAAAUGGGUCCGUCUGAGGUAUUGAAAUCAAGUGAUGUUGUCUCACAUUAAAAUGCAUAAAAGAUUAGAGAAGCCUUAGCUCGUAAACCCUAACCCUCUGUAAGUAAGUUUAUUGUAUUGUAACCUGAUACUAAAGGGGCUACAUACAUCUAUACUCUGAGUUUCAAUUGGAUGCUGGAUUUUUGCAUGACCAAACAGUUAAUAAAAAUUAUACGUUUAAAACAA
Messenger RNA from Paralichthys olivaceus (Japanese flounder), 5388 nucleotides. It is a transcript of the gene camk2g2, whose product is annotated as calcium/calmodulin-dependent protein kinase (CaM kinase) II gamma 2. Gene Ontology annotation, molecular function: calmodulin binding; ATP binding; calcium/calmodulin-dependent protein kinase activity. Lineage: Eukaryota; Metazoa; Chordata; Actinopteri; Pleuronectiformes; Paralichthyidae. Gene Ontology annotation, biological process: protein phosphorylation. The record is from RefSeq and is a predicted model, not a curated record.